Molecule: messenger RNA, 1788 nt
Organism: Octopus sinensis (East Asian common octopus)
Lineage: Eukaryota; Metazoa; Mollusca; Cephalopoda; Octopoda; Octopodidae
Product: meprin A subunit beta-like
Exons: 13
Coding region: 160-1656 (498 amino acids)
Biological process (GO): proteolysis
Cellular component (GO): membrane
Molecular function (GO): zinc ion binding; metalloendopeptidase activity
Source: RefSeq, a predicted model, not a curated record
ACUCCUGUAGAUAACGGACCAUGAAAUGUAGCCACCGAAUACCACCAUUUUUUUCCGUAAUGCCUCCGGUUCUUGAAUUUUGAUAUCUGUUCUUCGCUCCAAAAGUCAAAUUAAAUUUCGUUUCUGAUUUUUUUUUCCCAAAUAAAUCAAAAUUUAAUAAUGUCAACACAAAAGUCAGUAUACCUGUGGAAAAAUAUUCUUGUUCUGGUGGUUGCAUUCACCGUUUUCACUUUGGUAUUUUCUUUUCCAAGAAGUCAAAACAGAAGGUUUCAGAUAAACACAUCCUGGCAACAACAACAACAACAACGUCAAGCCAGACCACGAAGACAAAACUGGUGGGUUUGGAGAAGACGGCAGAUUUUACAAGACCAAUGGAACCCAGAUAUCUAUCAGAGGCUAAGAUGGGACAUUCUGCCUCCAGGUCACAGAAGAAGACCGCAACAAGCUGGUGAAAUUAGUCCUGAGGAACGAGGCAAUAGAUUUGAGGGAGACAUGUCUGUCAAUCCUCCUCUGAGGAAGAAACGUGGUGUACUCAGUGACAAGUUCCAGCGGUGGCCCAUUGGUAUCAUACCUUACACUCUACACAAAUCCUACAAUACAGCGCAAAGGUCCCUGAUUCUAAAGGCCAUGAAUGAAAUUACAUCAAAAACUGUUGUCCGUGGUUCUCGCUGUAUUUAUUUCACUCCAAGAACACACCAACCAGAUUAUUUGGAUAUUAAACCUGAUGUCGGCUGUUUUUCUUCUGUUGGGAAGAAUGGUGGAAGCCAGACCCUUUCUUUGGAACCAGAUUGCUUCUACAAAGGCACCAUUAUGCAUGAAUUGCUGCAUUCUGUUGGUCUUUGGCAUGAACAAAGUCGUACAGACCGAGAUAAUUAUGUAACAGUGAACUAUGAAAACAUUCUUGCUGACCCAGUGGUGAACCGCAGUGUGAAUUUUCUAAAAUAUUCAGUGGAUUACAUAGAUGACUUAGGAUUACCUUAUGAUUACCAAUCCAUAAUGCAUUACGGUUUUGCUUUUUUUGCCAAAGAUCCUUAUUCACCAACACUAUCACCCAAAUACCCAUAUGCCUAUAUUGGACAAAGAAAAUACAUCAGUCCUAUUGAUGUUAAAAAAGUUCAGCUUCUUUACGGUUGUGGGGGACAUACAAAGUGGGACUGCAACUUUGAACAACAGAACAUUUGUUCUUGGAAACAAAAUACAGAUGAUGAUUUUGACUGGAAAGUCUUCAAAGGUUCGACUCCAACUGCAUUCACUGGCCCCAGUGGAGAUAAUACUAAUGGUCUUGGCUAUUACAUCUUUGCUGAAGCUAAUGGACAUGAGAAUAGAGUGACACGGCUCACUUCACAACGUAUACCAACUAAUUUAUAUUGUAUCAAACUCUCUUACCACAUGGCUGGCUAUACAGUAGGCAUGUUGACUCUACGAGCACAGUUCUUUGAUAGGCACCAAACAGAAGUAUUGUUUAGCAAGAGAGGAAUACAGGGAGAUGAAUGGCACAAAAGUGACGUUGAAUUUCAAGCCAGAUCCCCAUUUCAGUUGGUGCUGGAGGCUGUUAUUGGUUCUGGCAGAGAAGGUGACAUUGCUGUGGAUGACAUCAGAGUUGAACCAGGAUUCUGUAACUACAAACGGAAUUUCAGAGGGAUUGAUCUACUUUGAUAACUCUUCUGCACAUCGUACAUUUGUUAAAUGGUAACACUGUAACACGUUAAGAUUAGAAACAUAUAAACAUUGAAGCAUGUUAUGUUUGUAAAUAAAAUCUUUCUGUAAAAUACAGCAAUCAAAUUAAAA